Messenger RNA from Leptosia nina, 270 nucleotides. The record is from the annotation of a GenBank genome assembly. NCBI's taxonomy places the organism in Eukaryota, Metazoa, Arthropoda, Insecta, Lepidoptera, Pieridae.
AUGUCGACAGCUAUGACUUUUGGCCAAAAGCAGUUUAUACCGACACCUCCAGAUAAGGGCAGCUUUCCAUUAGAUCAUGAAGGAGUUUGUAAGAAUAGCAUGAAAAGGUACCUAAGUUGUUUAUUUGAAAAUAACAGUAACAAUUCAAUGUGCCGGAUGGAAGCUAAGGAGUAUCUGGCUUGUCGAAUGGAACAUAAUCUAAUGGCAAAGGAGAAAUGGCCAAAGCUAGGUUUCCCAGAAAAAGAAGAUCAGACUGAUGAAGCCACAUAA